CUGAGAAAUUGUCGAGCAUGGCCUAUUACAGACUAGAUUAUGGAAGGUAGAAGGUACAUUUUUACCUGUCACUCUAAUUACGUCUUAUUGAGAGUAAAAGAGAAAGAUUCCCGCAAUUUGCGAGAUUUGGUUUUCGCGGUAACUGUUCCUUGCCUCUACCUUCCAUAGACUAGAUAUUCUGGAUAUAGAUAACAAAAUUAAGAAAUUUAAGAAAAUGUCUUCUGUACCCGACAGCAAACCUCAAAAUAUUAAUAAUUCCACUAUACCCUCAAAACACAGCAAGAAACGGAAACGUAGAAACAAAAAUAAGAACAAAAACAAACAGUCUGUCGCGAAGACAAAGAUUUUCAAGUACAAAUCUGUGAACAAUAGUGCAUUUAAAUUAUCUAAACUAAUGGGUACCAUGUCGUCUUGGGCAGAGCAUUUUACUUUUGCAAGUACUUGGCAAUUGAAACACCAGAUGGCUUACUGGAAAGCAAAAGCAAAGUCUUUAGAGUAUGAAAAUAGUGUUCUACAUGAUAUAAUUCGCAAAAAUCAGUAUUUAACUCGUGGUGAAAACUCGUCUACAUGUAAAAUUUCAGGAUCUGAUGUAGACAGAGAAAAUCAUGAAGAUGAAGAAGAGUUUAACGAGAAUGAAAGGCAUAGUCCAGUAAGAGAAGGUAAAUUGGGAAAAUGGCAAGAUGCAGGAAGUACUAACUCUCAAACUAUGUUAGUGGACGUGCAAUCAGAAACUGAGGAAGAAGAAGACAGUUCAGAUGAUAAUCAGGAUUUAGAAGUAAGUGAAGAAUUCCUACAGUUUUUGAUGAUUAAUGCCAAACACAAAGAAGAACUGAGGUUAGAGCGGGAACAACAAAAAGCAGCACAAGAACAAGCAGAGUUAGAAGAAAGAGAGGCUCAGUUGAAAGUGCGACGGCACUACGGUUUAUCAGCCCAAGAUCUUUAUGGAGACAGAUGGCAGAAAACUGCAGGAAUAGAGAUGUCCAUGAAAUGUGAUUAUAUGUCAGAUAUUGACAAAAAUACACCUGCAUUCUGGCCUGUAAUACCAUUUAAUUUUAAUUCACAUUAUACUUACUUUAAUCAAACUUAAGUUAAUGGCAACUUGUAGGGGUUAUUAGAUCUAUCCAAACACUAAACACUUGCUGAUAUCUUGCUGCUUAGAGUGACAGGGAAACCAUUCUCAAUCACUCUCAGCAGAAAGUCUCCACCGACUGCAUAGAAUUAAAAACCCUUUGUAUCUAACUGUUCCUCCUGUAUUAGUGAAUGUGAAUUUUGAGCAAAGAAAUAAAUAGUCCAUGGUGUUUGUACAUUUUACCUAACAUCAAAUGAGGUAGUUCUGUUUAUUAAUAUGUUGGUAGUGAUGAAAUGGUAAUAACAAAUCCAAGUUUUCGACCUCGAAAGCCCUUAGGACAAUUGUAAAGUACAUGAAAAUCCAUAAAAUUUUAUGACUUUUUCAGUUUUUGUAAAAAAAAAUCCACCGAGAACCAGAGUUCCGGCAAAAGUCACUAUGCACUCUUUCAAGAAGAUGAAAUUUGCAAUUAAUUGACAAUAGUCUUAAUAGUCUUAGUGAGCCAAAUAGUUUCUAUGGCUUCUCAAAGGUUUGCAAAAUUUUGAACUAACUGUAACUGCAAAAAGGUUGUACCAGCAGUUGUGGUUGCAAGGAAGCAGGACUUAAAUGCUCAGCUGUUUGCAACUACAGUGUACAGAUGUGUGCCGACAUUGAAAAACCAUUCAUUGAUGAUCCACCAUCAGAUGACGAUUUCGACCUGCCUGAUCAGGUUGACGAAGAAAUGCUACCACAUAUGCUGGGUGCAAAAGAAGUGCUGUGGAUUCAAAGGACAAGCGUGGUCCAUCCAAGAUAUACAAAAGAUGCGAGUUAUAACAAGUUCCCUUACUGUACUGUAUAUUAUACACGCAAUGAUCCGAAGGGCUUUCGAGGUGGAAAACUUGGAUUUGUCAUUACUAUUUCAUCACUAAUCACAUAUAUAAAAAACAGAACUACCUCAUUUGAUUUAAGGCAACACCUCUUUAUUGGUUUGAUUUCUAUGUAUUAAAAUAGGAAAUUGUAAAUAUCUUUUAUGGCCAUCCUAUUAUGCUUAUUGUAAUGAGUAAUCAAAUGAAAUGUUUUUUGAAGUAAAUAUACUGGAAUGGUAUUUUUCUAA
This is a messenger RNA of Cydia pomonella (codling moth), 2159 nucleotides long. Its product is annotated as gem-associated protein 8-like. Gene Ontology annotation, cellular component: SMN complex. Gene Ontology annotation, biological process: spliceosomal snRNP assembly. The coding region runs from base 215 to 1087 and encodes 290 amino acids. Lineage: Eukaryota; Metazoa; Arthropoda; Insecta; Lepidoptera; Tortricidae. The record is from RefSeq and is a predicted model, not a curated record. The transcript has a single exon.